Molecule: messenger RNA, 1050 nt
Organism: Carlito syrichta (Philippine tarsier)
Lineage: Eukaryota; Metazoa; Chordata; Mammalia; Primates; Tarsiidae
Product: anaphase-promoting complex subunit 1-like
Exons: 4
Coding region: 718-1050 (110 amino acids)
Biological process (GO): anaphase-promoting complex-dependent catabolic process; metaphase/anaphase transition of mitotic cell cycle; protein K11-linked ubiquitination
Cellular component (GO): anaphase-promoting complex
Molecular function (GO): molecular adaptor activity
Source: RefSeq, a predicted model, not a curated record
GGAUCUUAAUUCUGGUCCUGGCUAGUGAGUCAAGUCAUUUAACUUCAUUGGCUAUUGGUUAAGCAGCCCCAUGGACUGUUGAGCCAAACUGCCUUGUUUUAUGUCUAGCCCUGCCACUUACUAGUUAUGUCACCUUGGGCUUAAUCCCUCUGUGCCUUACUUUACUUAUCUACAAAAUGGGGUUCUUACUAGUAGCUAAGUGAUAGAGUUCUUAAUUCAUGUUAAAUACAUGGAAUAUGUGUAUUCUGUGUACACAGAACAGUGCCUGGCAUAGAGCAAGCUUUCAGUAAGUUAUUAUCCUCAUAGUGGUUGUUGCUGGAAAAGUACAUAGGCAUAAUAAUGAAAAUAUUCAGGUGUUUAUAGUUCAGGUUUCAAUUACAUAGCUAAUAUUUUCCUUUACUGUAAAGUGUAAUGAAUUCCAUCUGUUUUUAUGCCUUGUGUAUUUUAUGAAAUGAAAGUACAUAAACAUACAUGCAUUAUAACUUUUAUGAGAAUUAUUAUUAGUUAACUCAUGAUUAAUGUUUAUUUCAAUUGGAACCAAACCAAAGCAAAACCCAAAAUACCCUGCUUUGAAGUUAGUUUAUUCCUUUGACAUCGGUAUGUGUUGUGAAUCUUCUGUGAGAUUUCUUUUCACAUGUCUGUUAUUUUAUUUUCCAGCAUGGCAGUAAUUUGAUAGGUAUCUCUGAUCUCAAUGUGCCUGAGCAGCUUUAUCAGUACAUGGUUGGAGGUCAUAGGCGCUUCCAAACAGGAAUGCACAGGGAGAAACAUAAAUCUCCAAGUUAUCAAAUCAAAGAAGGAGAUACCAUAAAUGUGGAUGUGACUUGUCCAGGUGCUACUCUAGCACUGGCUAUGAUCUACCUAAAAACCAAUAACAGGUCCAUUGCAGACUGGCUGCGGGCUCCUGAUACCAUGUAUUUGCUGGACUUUGUGAAGCCAGAAUUUCUCUUGCUUAGGACACUUGCUCGAUGCCUGAUUUUGUGGGAUGAUAUUUUACCAAAUUCCAAGUGGGUUGACAGUAAUGUUCCUCAAGUAAGUACACAAAAUAAGUAG